UUGAUAAUCAAUCAAAACAUACUCCCCAAUCAGCAUCUACAUCGAUUCAAAAUGUCUUCUAUCCAAGCUCUCCGCGAGAACAUUACCAAGAAUGCGGCCUUGAUCGAGCAAUGGCUUGCUAAAAAAAAUGCGAAAGCAGUGUCAUUUGAACAAGAUGCAGAAGAAGAGUUUCCCUCCACCGCCGGAGAAGCUGAGAUAGAAGCUGCACGAUUGGCCGUCAUAGAAGACACACAAAAGCUCCAUGACUUGAUCCUUGGCCCUGGAGAAGUACUUCGGCGCAUAUGCUGGGGUUCAAUCGACAACUCUGUGCAGCAAUGCAUUUAUCAUUUCAAGCUUCUUCAGGCUAUACCGUUGGAUGGGGGCGCUGCAUACAAGGAUAUUUCAGCCAAGGUCGGCUUAUCCGAGCCCCAAGUCAAAGCGAUAGUGCGUCAAUCCGCCACCAACCGCAUUCUGCGCGAGAAGAAUCCCGAACACGUUGUACACACUGCAUCAUCGGCUUUACUCCUACGCAACAGAGUCAUGAUGGAUUGGUACGGACAUUGCGUUGAAGAAAUGUUUCCCGCUGGCGCAAAAUUGGCUGAAGCACUAGAAAAGUACCAGGGAACUUCCGCCGCCGAGAAUAGCGCCUUUGGGCUUGCGUUUAAUACCAAAGAUCCAAUUUACAAGUUUCUUGAACAGCAUCCGGAUCGGCAAGCUCGAUUUUUCGGCGCCAUGGAGGGUGUGGGGAAGGACUAUGGGCAUAGUCUUGAGCACAUUGUCAACGGGUAUCCAUGGCGGGAACUUAAAGAGGCCACAGUUGUGGACGUGGGCGGCUCUUCCGGCUUCAUGAGUGUAGCUCUAGCAAAAGCACAUCCAAAUCUGGCCAAGCUUGUAGUUCAAGACUACAAGCACACAGUCGAGCAGGGUGCAACUCAGCUACCCCCGGAACUCUCCAAUCGCGUCAGCUUCAUGCCGCACAACUUUUUCGAGCCGCAGCCAGUGGCAAACGCGGACGUAUACAUUAUGCGCCACAUCUGUCAUAACUGGUCGAUCGAGAAUUGCGCUAAGAUCAUUCAACAGAUCGUGCCAGCCUUGAAGCCUGAUAGCAAAAUAUUGUUGGUGGAAGUCGUUGUUAUGCCGUCCAACCACGAAGAGUCUAUUAUUGCCGAGCGUUACAUGAGAAACGUUGAUGUUACCAUGCUUCAAAUGUUGAACACGCAGGAGCGAAGUGAGUCUGAGUGGCGUGAAGUUGUUCGUGCGGCAGAUUCGCAUUUGGAGCUCACGCGUUUCUUUAAACCCAAGGGCAGCUGGGACUCAAUUAUUGAGAUAUCUUUGAAAAAGGUUGCGCGGUAA
Periconia digitata is the source of this 1332-nucleotide messenger RNA. The record is from the annotation of a GenBank genome assembly. NCBI's taxonomy places the organism in Eukaryota, Fungi, Ascomycota, Dothideomycetes, Pleosporales, Periconiaceae.